Polypterus senegalus (gray bichir) is the source of this 2028-nucleotide messenger RNA. RefSeq names its product myoneurin-like. NCBI's taxonomy places the organism in Eukaryota, Metazoa, Chordata, Cladistia, Polypteriformes, Polypteridae. The coding region runs from base 1 to 1749 and encodes 582 amino acids. The transcript is spliced from 6 exons. The record is from RefSeq and is a predicted model, not a curated record. Gene Ontology annotation, molecular function: protein binding; RNA polymerase II cis-regulatory region sequence-specific DNA binding; DNA-binding transcription factor activity, RNA polymerase II-specific. Gene Ontology annotation, biological process: regulation of transcription by RNA polymerase II. Gene Ontology annotation, cellular component: nucleus.
AUGCAGAACUUCCACCACUGCAAGUACCUCCUGGACCAACUCAACAAGCAGCGUGAGCAGAGUAUCUUGUGUGACUGCAUUGUUGUGAUUGGCCAGUCACACUUCAAGGCCCACAAGAAUGUCCUGGCGGCGUUUAGUGAGUACUUUGGAGCUCAGAAUGACAGCUCAAGCAUUGAUGGGUUUACUUUCCUGGACCCAAGUCAGGUGAAUGAAUACAAGUUUCAAACCUUGCUGGACUUCCUUUACACUGGAGUCAUAAAUAUUGAUUGUUACAAUGUGAGCGAGUUGCUGCAGGCAGCCAACUACCUUAAGAUAGAGAGUCUAGUUGCCAGAUGCAUAGAAUUUUCUGAGACACACAUUGAAAGCAAGAAACACAAGAUGGAAGAAGAGGCAACUGCAACAGCUUCUGUUGGCACUGGCCUGGCUGGUAAGCGUAGUUAUGCCUCCUCUGCAUAUAACUACUCAAAAGAAUAUGCUUCCCCACAUGCAGGUGGAGAUCAGAAAGGAUUGCCCAAAGGUCAACUUAAAAAUGGCUGCCAAAAGACUACAAGAAAAAAAAUUAACCAAGUCCAAAAACUUGCAGAAAAAUCAAUAAGCAGCUAUGUUGAUCUUGUAGAAAAAAAUGAGCUGAAGAAAGACUUGCCAAGAUCAGCUAAAGUUUUAGCUUAUACCAACCACAACACCGAACAACUAACACAACUAAAUCAACAGUGCAAGAACUUAGAAAAAGAUUUGAUGGGUAGUGAAAGUCUUGCAGAUCAGGAUAAGAUCUCACAGAAACCUAAUAGAAAAAGAAGCAGAGCUGGAAAAAAAAGAACUCCGAAGGAAUCUUGUAAGACGGCACCAGCCAGCAUCAAAGAAGAGAGAUGCCUGGACCCUUCUGUGGGAAGUGAGUUGAACGAGAGGCAGUCAAAGAGGAAGCCAUUGUGCAGUGCCUGUGGAAAGGUGUUCUCCGAGGCCAGUAGCUUACAGAGACACAUGCGAAUACACAAAGGAGUGAAGCCCUACAUCUGCCAGCUGUGUGGGAAAGCAUUUACACAAUGCAACCAGCUGAAGACUCACACCCGCACACACACAGGAGAGAAGCCAUACCAUUGUGAUAUCUGUAACAAAGGCUUUGCUCAGAAAUGCCAGCUGGUCUUCCAUAGCCACAUGCACCAUGGAGAAGAGAAACCGUACAAAUGUGACUUCUGUAGCCUUCAGUUUGCCACAUCCAGCAAUCUCAAAAUACACAAAAGAAUACAUAGUGGAGAAAAACCGUAUGUUUGUGAAAGAUGUGGACAAAGCUUUACUCAAGCAAGUACUUUGACUUAUCAUUUACGUCGUCACACAGGAGAGAAACCUUACGUCUGUGACAUGUGCGGGAAAGCGUUCGCUGUAUCUAGUUCUCUUAUCACACAUACUCGUAAGCACACAGGAGAGAAGCCAUACAAGUGCACCACAUGUGGGAAAACAUUUUUUUCAGCAGGAGACCUUAAUAAACAUGGCAAGUCUCACAAUGGAGACAUAAACCAAACUCCUCAUUCAGCGCCAGACUUCUUUCAAGACGAGGAUAUUCUCCAGAAAGCUGUUUUGCAGGAGCUAGUUGAAUUGAAACCCAUAAACUUUUCACUCGCCAAUUUUGUUCCAAUGGCCCCAGAAGACAAGAUGCUGUUGAUGAUAACAGAAGGUUCUUCUGCUUCUUCAGAUCAGCCACUUAAAAUCAAUGAUUCAGACUCAAAUUAUUUCUUUCUGAAACAGCUCUACUGAAUCUUUGUCAUACAAAAUUUAUAAAUAUUGUGAUAAAACGCUUUCACACUACUUUUUACUAUUUAAAGCAAAAUAAAGAUUAAUUCUAUAUCAUACUUGGACAUAUGUAGACUUCGGGUCAAACAUUUUAGAACACCUCAGAUUUUUCACUUUUUAUUGAAAUGCACACAGUUUAAUGUAUUAAUGUUGCAAUCAAGGCAUAGAAAUAAUAAACGCUGGUAAAUAAAAAAAAAGUCAAAGAAAUCAUUAAAGUGUUCAAAAUGUUAUUUUAAGUUUUGA